AUGUUGCCAUUACAUCAUUACACGCUCGACAUCAACAUGGAAAUGUUGAAAGCUUUCGGUAUUGCCGCCCUGAUAGUUUGCAAUCACUUGGUAACCACAGAUUCAACGGGAAAGUGCAGGUUCAGUACGUCGCACUUCAAAAAUUUCACACUUGAAAUAAGGAACAACACGCUGUUCAUGGAUAUGGUCACCUCGAAGUCGAUUCACCGCGGCUUCAAGGUCCUCAUCGACACCCAAAUCAGCCUCGACAAAGGGCGGAGCUACCAACGGCUCUUCGCCCACAUUCUGGACACCUGUGGCGUGGUGUCCUCCUUGAAGUCGAACCUCUUCAAGAGCUGGUUCGACAGCAUGCUGAGCCACGGUAACUUCAUGGUCAACUGCCCCGUGCCCGCGGGCCACUACUUUCUGCGCGACUGGAAACUGGACUCACAGUUGGUGCCCAGCUACUUGCUUCCCGGGCAGUACUGUGUGAGUGCCCACUUCUUCUACGGGAAGCACAAGUCGAAGCAGGAGGACUUCGUUCUCGACCUGGACGUAUAUGCCCUGCUGAAAUGA
Molecule: messenger RNA, 555 nt
Organism: Drosophila ficusphila
Lineage: Eukaryota; Metazoa; Arthropoda; Insecta; Diptera; Drosophilidae
Exons: 3
Coding region: 1-555 (184 amino acids)
Source: RefSeq, a predicted model, not a curated record